This is a messenger RNA of Sycon ciliatum, 2514 nucleotides long. RefSeq names its product atypical kinase COQ8B, mitochondrial-like. Gene Ontology annotation, biological process: ubiquinone biosynthetic process. Lineage: Eukaryota; Metazoa; Porifera; Calcarea; Leucosolenida; Sycettidae. The transcript has 13 exons. Bases 195 to 1955 code for a protein of 586 amino acids. The record is from RefSeq and is a predicted model, not a curated record.
GCUUGAAGUAACACUAGUAUUACAGUUAGUUAGUUGAAAGUAGCUGGCACAUUUGCUUCUUGGCACCGUCACAUUCUUUUGUCUUGUUGUGCGGAGUCUUGCUGCAACGUUGCUUCAUUGCAUCCAGUUGCCGUAUGCCCCACUGUCGAUUUAUAUACUAGUAGAAAAAGCAUACCCUAAGAAUCCCUGGACGAAUGGCGGGAGCAGAUUGCCUGGGCGUCCUGCGCGGACUUCAAAAACUGGGCUGUGCUGCUCUCUCCCUGCACCAACGGAAUGCUCAAGCCAGUUGGCAGUCUUCUUACUGCCUUCAGCAGGUCCUCUCGGUGAGAAGUAACACAGUUAGCAGCAGCAGAAUGCAUUCUGAGCCAUGCCCUGCGUCAGAGGUACACACGUGCCCUGGACCAGAUGCGCAGCCUGAGGCCUCAUUCCACUCUGAUGCUUCGCCUGCAAGUAGGCAGGAUGCACAUUCUUGUCGAGAAGGUACACAACAGGCAGAUACUGAGCACGUGUACCCCAAGGUAGACACUGCCCAGGGACUGUCAUCAUCUGCCUCAACGGAUAGCUUGCCGAGAGGAGAUGAGCAUGAAGAGGUUCGCCAACACGAACAGGCCGCUGCUCCGCCAGCACUAAGCAGUCGUGCAAGACAGCGGCGAGUACCUGCUAGUCGUAUUAGUCGCUUGAUGAGCUUCAGCAGUCUUGCAGCUGGGUUGGGUGUGGGUGCAGUAGCGGAGUUCUCCAAGCGUUCCAUUGGUUGGUCAGAAGGCACGGGUCAGUCCAGUCCGUUCCUGAACGAAGCCAACAUCAAUCGACUAGUGGCAACGCUUUGUCGCGUGCGGGGAGCAGCGUUGAAACUCGGCCAAAUGAUCAGCAUACAGGAUGGACAGUUCAUAUCGCCGCAGAUUCAGCAGAUAUUCGAGCGCGUGCGAGACGGCGCGGACUAUAUGCCAGCUAGUCAAGCCCAGAGGGCAAUAACCACAGAACUGGGUGCGAAUUGGCGUGACCAUCUUGAGAGCUUUGAAGAACUUCCGUUUGCUGCAGCAUCCAUUGGUCAAGUUCACGGGGCUGUGCUGAAAGACGGCCGUAAGGUUGUCAUGAAAGUUCAGUACCCGGGUGUUGCAGACAGUAUUGAUAGUGAUAUCAAUAACAUCAUGACUCUCAUGAACUCUACCAAGAUAUUACCCGAAGGUUUAUUUGCCGAGAAUGCUCUGAGAGUUGCGAAGAAGGAGCUGGGCUGGGAGGUGGAUUACGAGCGCGAAGCUGAGUGUGCUACCCGCUUUAGGGAAAUGCUACAUAAUCAUCCGUACUUAGUGGUGCCGGAGGUGAUCAAUGACUUGAGCGCAAAGCGUGUGAUCACCAUGGAAUAUCUGGAUGGCACUGCACUGGACCGAUAUGACAAUCUCAGUCAGACAGAGCGUAACAAGAUUGGCCAUCACAUGCUGGAUCUGUGCCUGCGAGAAGUGUUUGAGUUCCGCUUCAUGCAGACCGACCCUAACUGGUCUAAUUUCUUCUACCUGCCCAGGCAGCGAAAGAUCGGUCUGUUGGACUUUGGUGCAAGUAGGGAAUUCCCCAAGUCCUUCACGGAUGACUACCUGAAGGUUAUCCAUGCAGCAGCGCGCGGUGAUCGGCAGAGUGUUCUGGAUGGCUCAAUCAAGAUGGGCUUUCUGACAGGCUUUGAGAGCGAAGUCAUGAUGAAAGCGCACACAGAUGCAGUCAUGGUCCUGGGAGAGCCGUUCAUGUCGGCAAAGCCGUUUGACUUUGGUGAACAGCAUGUUACAGGCAGGAUUCGCCAGCUGAUGCCCGUCAUGCUGGAACACAGGCUGACACCACCUCCGGAGGAAACCUACUCGCUGCACCGCAAACUUUCUGGCGCCUUCCUCCUGUGUGCUAAGCUCAAGUCAAACAUCAGCUGCAAGCCCAUCUUGGAAGACAUCGUUGCCAAGUAUCGGUAUGAUUGAAGACCAUUUUGGAACCCAUUGUUGCCAAGUAUCAGAAUGAUUUUAGACCCUCUUGGAACCCAUGGUUGCCAAGUAUCAGAAUGAUUUUAGACCAUCUUGGGACACGUUGUUGCCAAGCAUCCGUAUGAUUGAAUUGUAUGCACAUGUUGGCCAUACUUAUUGAAAUUCUCACCAGCAGAAGACAUGCAGUUGUAACCAGUGGUUACACAAUUUUUUUCCCGAAAUACUGCAUGCAUAUUCUCAACUGGAACACACCCGUCCCCGUUUUAUCAUAUUUAUUCCAAGCAACCCAGCACAUCAUCGUACACGUGAGAACGUGCUUCUUUGGUCUGCGAUGUUCAUUCAUAGAAAUAGAUUUUCAAUUAUAUACGAGUAUCUUUGAAGGAAAUGCUGUGAUUCUGCACUAGUGCUGUUAAUGCCACUGCUACCGGAUGAGGCCUGUUGUACAUACAGUACGGUCAUAGUGCUCUUAGUUAAAAAAUGAAACUAGACAAUACAGAACUGCUAGGUUUUCUUCGAUUCUUCUCUAGAUAGAUGUUAAAAAACCAAUGUGCCUUGA